This is a messenger RNA of Phymastichus coffea, 2412 nucleotides long. RefSeq names its product signal recognition particle subunit SRP54 (gene Srp54k). Gene Ontology annotation, biological process: SRP-dependent cotranslational protein targeting to membrane, translocation; SRP-dependent cotranslational protein targeting to membrane. Gene Ontology annotation, cellular component: cytosol; signal recognition particle, endoplasmic reticulum targeting. Gene Ontology annotation, molecular function: endoplasmic reticulum signal sequence receptor activity; ATP hydrolysis activity; 7S RNA binding. Bases 364 to 1884 code for a protein of 506 amino acids. The transcript is spliced from 10 exons. NCBI's taxonomy places the organism in Eukaryota, Metazoa, Arthropoda, Insecta, Hymenoptera, Eulophidae. The record is from RefSeq and is a predicted model, not a curated record.
AUACUCGUUGCUUUCUCGUCAUUUCUUUCUUGUUUGUUAUUUGUCUUCCAUUUAUACUUGCCAGCGUGUAACCAAGUUUACUUAAUCCGAUUAUCGCGUACGUAUUACCAUUGUGACGUAGAUUUUGAUAGCAUUUUUUUUGUGUUCAUUUGAGCAUGUUGCUGCCUGAAAUCCAUCGUUUUCAAAAUUUCCAAAGUUGCGAUUAAAAACUGGAGUAGGGUACGAUAACAAAAAAUGGUUGUUUUUAAAUCGUGUGUGACUGGCGCCAGUUACUGCUGCUUUCUACGAUAUUGAGCUGCUGCCGUAUAUUCGAAGUUUUCAAUUGAAUUUUUACUUUUCUCAUCGUCCGGAUAAAUCGCCAAAAUGGUUUUGGCGGAUCUGGGACGUAAAAUAACGUCCGCUUUGCGGUCGUUGAGCAAUGCGACAAUUAUUAAUGAGGAGGUCCUUAAUUCUAUGCUGAAGGAGAUAUGUGCAGCAUUACUUGCAGCCGACGUAAAUGUUAAACUAGUUAAAAAUUUGAGAGAAAAUGUACAGAAGGUUAUCAACUUUGAUGACAUGGCUGGUGGUCUCAAUAAGAGGCGGAUGAUCCAGAGUGCUGUGUUUAAAGAACUUGUCAAACUCAUUGAUCCUGGAGUAAAAGCUUAUCAACCAAUUAAAGGCCGACCAAAUGUUAUUAUGUUUGUUGGUCUUCAAGGUUCUGGUAAAACAACCACUUGUACAAAAUUAGCAUACCAUUACUUGAAAAAAAACUGGAAGGCCUGCUUGGUCUGUGCUGACACUUUCCGUGCUGGUGCUUAUGAUCAAAUUAAACAGAAUGCUACAAAAGCUCGAAUUCCAUUCUACGGAAGUUACACAGAAGUUGAUCCCGUUGUGAUAGCUCAGGAUGGUGUUGACAUGUUCAAAAAAGAAGGAUAUGAAAUUAUCAUUGUUGAUACAAGUGGUAGGCAUAAGCAAGAAGAAUCAUUAUUUGAAGAAAUGUUGCAAGUUUCAAAUGCAGUUCAACCAGAUAAUAUUAUAUUUGUGAUGGAUGCAACGAUAGGUCAAGCUUGUGAAGCUCAAGCAAGAGCUUUUAAAGAACGUGUCAAUGUUGGUUCUAUUAUUAUUACUAAAUUGGAUGGUCAUGCAAAGGGUGGUGGAGCUUUAUCGGCUGUGGCAGCUACACAGAGCCCAGUUAUUUUCAUAGGAACUGGAGAGCAUAUCGAUGAUCUUGAACCAUUUAAAACAAAACCAUUCAUUAGCAAAUUAUUAGGAAUGGGUGAUAUUGAAGGGUUGAUUGACAAAGUUAAUGAAUUGAAUUUAGAUGAUAAUGAAGAAUUACUGGAAAAAAUUAAGCAUGGUCAAUUUACAUUACGUGACAUGUAUGAACAGUUUCAAAAUAUAAUGAAAAUGGGACCAUUCUCACAAAUUAUGGGUAUGAUACCUGGAUUCAGUCAAGAUUUCAUGUCGAAAGGUACAGAACAGGAAUCUAUGGCUAGGUUGAAAAAGUUGAUGACGAUAAUGGAUAGUAUGAACGAUUCAGAACUUGAUAGCAGAGAUGGUGCCAAGUUAUUUAGCAAACAACCUGGAAGAGUUACAAGAGUGGCUCGUGGUUCUGGUGUAACAGAAAAAGAUGUCAAAGAUUUAAUAGCUCAAUAUACUAAAUUUGCAGCUGUAGUUAAAAAGAUGGGUGGAAUCAAAGGCUUAUUUAAGGGUGGUGAUAUGACGAAAAACGUUAAUCCAGCUCAAAUGGCUAGACUCAAUCAACAAAUGGCAAGAAUGAUGGAUCCAAGGGUAUUCCAUCAAAUGGGUGGAAUGGCUGGCUUGUCUAAUAUGAUGAGGCAAUUGCAACAAGGUACUACUGGUGGCUUGAGUAAUUUAAUGGGAGGUUUAGGUGGUCAGUCUUAAAAAUAGUAUUGUGAUAUAAAUGUCACAAAAAUUUUCUACUGUUGAUAGAGCAGUCUGAUAAAGAGGCAGCAACUGCCUUCAUGAAUUUUUGUUGUGGAUACUGAAUUUUUAAAGUUACUAUUGCUUUUGUAUUAUCAAUUAAGAUAUAUGAAGUUUUUUAUAUAAUAUUUACCUGGUAUAUUGUAAAAGAACUGUACUAUAAAUUUUCAAAACUGUUAUGUGUGUUUGAGAUUCCAGUUCAUAAUGAUUCUUAUAGAGUGUACUUUGGAUUGUUUAUCAAUUUUCAUUUAGAUUGUGCUUCCAAUAAUUACAAUAUUGACAGAUACUAAAAACUAAAGUUAAGUAUGACUGUGAAAAUAGAAUGGAUGAUUUAGAAUGUUAUGUAUGGUUUAAAUCAUGAAAUCAUGUAAAAAUGCUCAAAAAAUAAAUUGUGUAUAAGAUCAAUGAGAAUUUAUGAAAAAAUCAAAUGACCACUUAGUUAUUGCAAGUUUUCUACAUUAUAAAAUCAAUAUGUAUAAUAUAAAUAAA